Molecule: messenger RNA, 15802 nt
Organism: Podarcis lilfordi (Lilford's wall lizard)
Lineage: Eukaryota; Metazoa; Chordata; Lepidosauria; Squamata; Lacertidae
Source: the annotation of a GenBank genome assembly
GGAGGAGAAGACCCACCGACCCAGCCUCGGCUCCCGGCUCCCGGCGUCCGCCCGGCUCUCCUUCUCUCCUUGCGCGCAGCAGGUACUGCGGAUUGGGUUGGGGGGGGGGCGCAGCUCACCUCCACCAGCCCAGAAUCUCCGCGUUCUUUUUCAUUCCGGGAGGGGGAAUGAGUUUCUAUAGGGCCACCCAUUUUACGGAAAUCGGUCUCAGGGAGGAUUUUCGGGAAGGUGCGCGAAGGGGGUCGCCUGGGGAGAAUAGAUGGGAGGGGGCCUGGGAGCCGCCCUGAUCUUUGAGAGGGAGGGGGGCUGAGCGAGGACUUCCUUCCGUAUUUCUCUCCCCCACCCCCAGUCUUGCAGGACCCUCCCGGCAUUGUCUUCUUCCCGGCUGCCGAUGGGAGUCCCCCCCCCCGUCGAAGUGAGCGACGCCCCCAUCACUUCCCCACUGCAAAAUCUCUUGGGGAGCCGCUCCUGGCUAUGCCCUCCCCCGCCCCUCUUCUGCCAAUUAAUGCCCCUCCCGGGAAUGGCCAGAGAUAAGAGGGGGUCCAUUUCCGGCCACCGCCUCCCAUCUCCUCCGAGAGAAGCCCCUCCCCGCAGGGGGCCUGUGGCUUUGCCUGGGGAGGGGGCCCGUGGUUCGUCCUGUGGGGGGUGGGGGGCUCGCCCAGAGAUGCGCGGCGGCGGCGUGGAUCCCCAUUGAAUUCUCAGGUGCCCCCUCCCGCUCCGCUUUCUCUCUCCCCCCCUGCCGCCCCACUUCCAGGGGAGGGGUGGUGUUACAUUUCCUUUCUUCGUGCCUGCUAUUUAUAGGGCUGGGCAUGUGACUUGGGGAGGGGGGGCGUCAUCGGCACAGAUGGAGCCCAGAGGGGGGGCGAGGGAGGGAGGGAUGGGAGAUGGAGGGAGGGCGGCCAGGAAAGAUGAAGGAGGAGGAGGAGGAGGAGGAGGAGGAGGAGGAGCAGGGCCUCAUUGCUACCCCCCCUGCCUCUCCCCCCCCCCACGUCAGAUCUUUGGGGGGUGGGGAGGGCGAUCAGGGAUCUCUCUGCGUUGCUGCAAAGCUCCUUGCUCCCUCCCCGCCCCCCCCCGCGCCAUCUGCUUUAUAUGGAACUGGUUCAAUGCUGGGGAAUCGGGGGCGGGGGCGGAGUCUGGUGAGGUGAUCGUUUUAAUUGGCCCCCCUGGUUAAUUUCCAUUCCCGUCAGUCUUGGCAGUUCCUGAUUAAUCCCCGUGAAGAUCGAUGGGGAUUGAUUGUGGGGGGUUGGGGAGCGCGGCGCCAGAGGUCACGCCAAGGGUAUGGGGGGCGCAGCUUCCCCUCUCCCCACACGUCCUCCCCACACAUAUCUCUGCCCCAUCGCAGCGUAACCCCACAGGGUCAUCCGAUAGCCAGGGCGCACAAAAGGCGGCAGCUCUUCUUCAGAUAAACUGCGGAACUCCCUCCGGCAGGAAGCGACCUCGCUGGCUGCGAAAGAGGACCAGGCAAAUUCAGGGAAGAGGCUGCGUGUUUCCUGCUUCUCCCUCUGUUGCCGGAAUCAGAUAACGCAGCGAAAGUCUCUGCGCCAAGGCAGUUUCUAGGAAUCGCAAGGCGCUGGGGGGAGAGCGCCCUGAGGGGGCGGGUAGUUGGCCAUCCUGAGGACAGGAUGCCGCUGGGCCAGACGGGAGCCCUUUGGCCAGUCCAGCUGCGAAGCUCUAUUUACUUAUUUGUUCAUGGAAAGCAGGUCUCCUCCUAGACGCCUUUUGAGGACAGAGUGCCACAAAGGGGGUCCAUAGUUGUGGGUAGACACAUAUAAUCAAAGUGGGGCGUGUGGGGUGUUAGGCGAGAGAAAAGGCCUCUGCUGAGGGACAUCAUUCUGGGGGUAGUUUGUCCACCUUCGGUCCAUGAGACCAAGAAGGGGUCCAGCGGUCAAGAAGGCAGUUUCUGCACCUGCUGUGUAGGGAAGUGAGGGGCAAGUGGGCCUGAUCCACCUGGGAAGGGAGCCCAUGUAGGAGAAGGAAAACUCGGAUCCUCAACCUCCGCUGCCGUGUGGGAUAUCUUCGGGAGAAGAAACGACUAGGGAGUAAACCGUGCACAAAUCCACAGUGAUGGUUGGAAUGUUCCUUGUUCGCCUCCUAGCAGCUCCUGCGGCCAAAUCGGUGCCCAACGUCUUGCUCUGCUUUCCUUUGGACCACAACAAUGAGGCUGAGAGGGGGGUCUUGUCAUCUGGGCAGCCCAGGACCCCCAGACGCACGACACACGUUUUGCCCCAGAGAGGUCAUUUCAGGGCUGCUAAUGCAGCCGUUUGACUUCACCCCUGGAGGCAAACUCCAUUGUCUCUCGAGACAGACGGGUGCCAGCUGUCGAUGACGGUCAAAAUCCAAGCCCGUGUGUUGUGCCACUGAGGAGGGGGUGAGGGCUCAGUCCAGGCCAGGGUCAGCAAGAGAGGGGAGAUCUCUGUGUGGGUUCAGGACCACCAGCGGAGGCCAAACGGCCAAGUUGCCCUCAGAAGAUUCUGCAGAGAGAAUGGCUGAGUUUCAUAAGAGGCCUGGACAUUCAUUGCCUGGAGGGCCUGUCCCCCCCCCUUUAAAAAGUGUUGCCUCCUGGCAGUUGGAAGGCCAGGUCCACCUUUGGCAGCCAUUGUCUCCUUAGGGGCAAAGGGGUUCCCAGCUGUGGAGAUGCCACUCUCAGGGCUCACUCCAUCCCAUCGGCACAAAGGAGCCUCUGUGGACCAGCCGUGGAGGUGGAGGUGUCCCUGUGGGGCUCAGGGGAGAAGAGGUAGACAGGCUCCUCCUCAGGAACUGAAUUCGUUUGCUUAGCUUAUUAGUCACUGUGGGGCCAUCGCUGAGAAGGCCCUGCUGUGUGGCUGGCCUGUCCGCUGAAUCUCCUUCACUGGCGGGGGCACUUAAGCAGGCCUGUGAUGCAGCUCUCUGGGGGUGUGGUGGGGGCAGGCCUGCAUGGGUGCAAGUGCCCCUAUAAGUAGCCCAUUCCCAAAGCAGACAGCUUUGCCCCUGACGCCCAGAACUGCACAGAGGCCCCUCCUCUGUGUGCCCUUUGCAGGUGAGCAGAAAUUCUUCCUUCUUGCCGUGUGUCACAUGAUUCCUUCCAAGGCCAAGACCUGGCAAUGAACGCGGUUCUUUGCCUGGUGGCGUUGGAGAUGAGAGCAUGGGGGGGGGGGAGAACUUGAGAUCUCCCUCACGUGAAGCCCCUCCUGCUGCGGGAGCAAACGGAUCCCUCUGACCCACCUGCAGGGAGAUGGAAAAUAUGGGUCUUUCGAGUGUUUCCGCCUGGUUUUAUAUUCCAGGCCUCGUUUCUCCCGGGGCCUCUUUCGUCUCCCAGCUGAAGGGGCCUCGAGUUCCGCAGCAUGGAAUAUUCAUGAUCAGUUGCUGAGGAAACGCGAUCCCGGCGUCUCAGGUGCGAGUCCUUACCUGGGUCAAGGGCUUCCAGAGCUCAGGUCCUGCAAGCCAAGGCUGAGCUUGGGUUUCCAGUGUCCCUUGUGGUCACAGGGUGUGUGUCUGUCCUUGCCACAACCCCACAAAAUCAGCCCCUCUUCUGCUUGCUGAGGUCCUGGUGUCUUCCUCCUUGACCUCUUCACUCACCACCCCCCUGCCAGCCCCAGAGGUCACAAUUUGCAGAGACAGCGAAGCUGCAGUUCCUAUUAGAACGACGAAUUGUAAAGCUGGAAGGGUCUAUGACAGGUGGCACCCCCAACCUCUCUGCUGCCAAACCUCCAAGGAAGGAGAGUCCACCAUCUUCUGAGGGAGUUCCUUCGACAGUCAGACGGUUCUUACCAUCAGAAAGUUCUUCCUGAUGUUUAGUUGGAAUCUCCCUUCUUAUAGUUUGAACCCCUUGGUUCAGGGGUUCCUGAAGCAGCAGGAGACAAGCUUGCUCCAUCUUCCACGAGAAAGGCCUUCAGAUGUUUGAGCAUGGCUCUCAUAUCACCUCUUAGUCUUCUCUUCUCCAGCCUAAACAGACCCAACUCCCUCAACCGUUCCUCUUCAGGCUUGGGAGAUUCUCUGAGUUCCUCUGGCAGAGAGAGGAUGGUGUCUGUCAGUAAGGGAAGUCAUAGUGCUGCUCUCUUCUGCCUCGGUCAGACCCCACCUGGAGUCUUGUGUCUGGUUCUGGGCACCCCAGUUGAAGGAUGUUGACAAGCUGGAAGGAGCGCAGAAAAGGGCAAGCAAGACGACGAAAGGCCUGGAAACCAAGCUUUGUGAGGAAUGGUUGAAGGAGCUGGGGAUGUUUAACUUGGAGAAGAGAAGAUGGAGAGUGUGGGAUGUGAAACACAAGAGCAGUCAAGUACAACGUUCCUAGAGAGAACAUGUUUACACAUGGGGAGGAAUGUUUGUCCCACCAGCAGGUAAACUUCCUGUUUCCUCCUGGGCUGGGACAGACUUCCUCUGCAUGUGACUAGAGGUGGGCAUGACCUCACCUGUGCAGGUAAUGACAAAAGCACAGGGCAGGGCAGCCAUACAUGCAUCGAAGAAGCAACAUCUGCUUAGCCAAAGAUGCCCUUUUGGCUUCCAGCCAAGAGAGGACAAAGGGACUGUCUCCUUAUGAGAUAUAGAUCCUCUUGUGAACAGAAUGAUGUGUGAGUAACCCUUUUUUAUACUUUUGUAGAAGACUGUGUCAUGUCUUAUCUUUUAUGAGGGAAUAAGGGGAAAAUACCAUAAUAGUUAUUAUAGAGGCUUUAGCGAGCCUGAGCAAACGCAUCCGCUGCGAGUUUAAAAAGGGGAAUGUUACUCUGCUAAAAUGCGAACUUGUUAACGCAAGUUGGAAAGGCUAUAAUCAGAGAAUAUAUCCUCUCCUGCAUCCCUGAACAUUCCCACAGAGAGGUCAUCUGAAGGGAUGGCACAUGGGAAAAGGAGCCAGCUUGCUUUCUCCUGCUCUGGACUGUAGGACUCAAAUCCAUGGCUUCAAGUUACAAGAAAGGUGAUUCUGACUCAACAUCUGGAAGAACUUGGAAGACAUUAAGAGCCGUUUUGACAGUGGAACGGUCUCCCCUGGAAGGUGGUGGGCUCUCCUUCCCUGGAGGUUUUUAAGCAGAGGUUGGAGGGCCACCUGGGAGGGAUUCUUUGGUGAGGAUUUCUGCAUUGUGGGGGGGGGGGUUGGACUGGAUGACCCUUGGGGUGUCCCAACUGUACAAUCAACUAUAUGAGGGGAUUGGGAGCUUACAUGCCCCCAAGGCAUCAUCCCAUGGCAGAGUGGUGAAAUUGUGCGUGUGUGCGUGUGAGAGAGAGAGAGAUUGGUCUUAUGGAAGCACAGACCUUUUUUGUGUUUUUAAAGUCAGCUAGGAACACCCGUUUGUUCCCCAACCCGCUCACCCCAAGCCCGACUGAAUCAAAAUCCCUUCCCUCAUUGUCCUGAUUUUGUCUCCAAAGCGCCUGGGUUGAGGCCAGAGGCUGCCAGAGCCAGGAGCACCGCCACCACCACCAGUACAACCAGUACCACCCGUUCCCCACCAGUGAGAGCGUCCCUGGGAGCAGAUCAGCCAAGUAACAACGACCCGUAAAGCAGAGGUUUCCUUUGUUUUUGUUUCCAUCUGGUGUCGAACUUCUCACAAGUGCCUGUAGCGGCGGCGGGAACAGGGGGUUCAAGGCACAGCGGCUGACUCUGGGAGGGGGGGCUGUGGGGAAGGGCAGGGGGGCCAGUUCUGGAUUUGGGGGGAGGGACAGCGAACAGCAGUAGGGCCACAUCAAUGGGGCUUUUUCUGCAAGAGUCAGGAUUGUAACUUGCUGUGCCUUCAAGAAGAGGCUCCCCUGUGGGGGGGAGGCAUUUCCCCUGACUGCAUGUUUUGCUUCCUAAUAACAUACCUGGGGGGCAAACUGUCUAGUUGUAAGCCCCUUCUGGGAAAAGGGAAGCCUGGGGGCACCCCACUUUCUUAAUGCACAACAUGGAAUGGAACCACCCCCCGACAGUUAUCAUGGAUUUGGCCCACUGGGCACCUUCAUUUUUGAGGUGCCAGUGGCGAAAUGGGUGGUUUGAUAGGACUCAGGUACUGUCUGGAAUAAAUGGGGUGGGGGACCCUCACCUAAGUGCAGGAGCUCCGACUUGGUCCCCAGGUUAUGGGGAUCAUGAUGUCAUACGCCCCACAGCCUCAGAACCCGGCUUCGGGUGGCACCAAAGUUUUGUGGGUGCGCUAUAGUUGGCACCCUCUUCCUAAGCACUUCUUUGAUGGGGGGCUGGAGGGCUCUGAAGGCAUUUUUCAAUUUCUCGUAAGUUCCCACGCUUGGCAAAUGUGGGGUGGGGUUGGGGGAGCAAGUUCCUAAGCUGCAGCUGACAACACACCUACUUCUGAGUAAACCCACUGGAGUUAAGCAAGGGGGGUUGGGCUGUGGCCGGGACACGAUAGGAUAGGAGCUGUUUGUUCCCUUGACUUAAUACUGAUUCCACCAGAAAAUUGGGGUGCAGACCAGGCUUUUCCUGGAUGAGAAAAGGCUCCCCCGAUUUUUUCCUGUGGAUCGAUGCUCAUUUUGUGGUGGAACAAGGGCUGGGGCCAUUGCUUCAACUCCCAAAACAAGGGGGAAGGCUGCCUAAAUCAACAAGCUGGGCCUUUUCUCCUUCCCACACCCACUCAGGACAGUCCGAAAACUCACUCUGCCCACCCACCUCUGGGCUCUGCAGCCUUCGCCCCCUUUCAGAUAACACAGAACCCUUCAGAUUACGACAUUCUCGCUUCCUCUGGUCUGGCUGCAGUUACAGCUGCCCACUUAACCAGCCGGUGUGUGAGAACAUUAGGAGAUUCAGGGCGGGGAAAAGGUUCAGGCAGCACGUAGCUGAACUAUAUUUCGGCAUAGCUGACAAGUCAACAGAAGAGAAAGUGUUGUCAUUUAGAACUUGUGGCUCCCAGUAAGUUUCUGAGCAUAAUUCAAAGGGUUGGUGCUGACCUUGAAAGCCCUAAACGGCCUCAAAGGCCCAGAAUACCUGAAGGAGCGUCUCCACCCCCAUCGUUCUGCCCGGACACUGAGGUUCAGCUCCGAGGGCCUUCUGGCAGUUCCCUCAUUGCGAGAAGUGAGGUUACAGGGAACCAGGCAGAGGGCCUUCUCGGUGGUGGCACCCACCCUGUGGAACGCCCUCCCACCAGAUGUCAAAGAGAACAACAACUACCAGACUUUUAGAAGACAUCUGAAGGCAGCCCUGUUCAGGGAAGCUUUUAAUGUUUAAUAGGUUAUUGUAUUUUAGUGUUUUGUUGGAAGCCGCCCAGAGUGGCCUGGGAAACCCAGCCAGAUGGGCGGGGUAUAAAUAAUAAUUUAUUAUUAUUAUUGUGGAUGUCCAAUGUUGGAUGAUUCAGGACAGAGAAAAGCAAGCCCUUCUCCAUGCAACUGCGGAACUCCCUGCCACAAGAGGCAAUGGGCACCACCAACUUGGAUGGCUGCGAAAGAGGAGGAAGCAAAUUUACAGAGGAGGAAAGGUCUGUUUCCUCUCUCCACAGUCGGAGGCGGCAAAUGAUUCUGAAUACCAGUGGCUGAAACCCACCUUGGGAGGGGCGGAGAGUGCGGCUCUUGCACUCGGGUCCUGGCUUGGGGGCUUUCCAGUUGAGGCACCGAGUUGUCCCCUGUGAGGGCAGGAUGCGGCCGCUUUGGGCCUGAUCCAGCAGGUUGUGCCCCCGGGUACCCUUCCCCGCCUCUCCCUGGGGGUGGGAAGCUUGCAGGAACACAGAGAGGCUAGUUCUCCACUGGUUAGAUCAGGAGAGUGGCCCCCAGGUUAUGGGGGGGGGCUCCAUGUGGGACACAGGCUCAGCACACCUGAUUUGGGGAGGGUUUUCUGUUGUGACACUUCAGGUAAAAUGGACCUUGUUGCCCUGGUGGAGCUUCCAGGGUUACCUGGAUUUUUCACCUGACGGGACAAUUGGCAGGGAGAGUUUGUGGGGAGGGUGAGAAGGACCAGGAAGAGCACAUCUCCAUAUCCAAGCUGAGUCCUGUUCACACGGUUUGAGUCUCGUUAUUCUGCACAGAGUUGGAAAAUCAGAAACAUGUGAUGUCCCAUCUUAGUUUCCCCAGUAAUCCCAGUUUCUGGAGUGGGUGGGUGUCAAUGGAUGAACAUUAUACCUCCGUGAAGAGACCUUACCUUUGCUGACCUCACCUUUCGGAAAAACACACUUCCCCCCCUUUCCUUUUACUUUUUUCUUUUGCCUUGAAACGUUUGUUUUUCCUGCAAACACGAUUUGGAUGAAGCGGCAACAGCGAAGGGUUUGGCUUUGACACACCGGCCUUAAGGAACAAAGGCAGCCCAUAAUAAGACGUCUGCUUGUUUGUAUUUUGUAUGCACCCUAAAAAACAUUCCGGUCCGGAAUGGCAUCUUAAGGUGUGGCUCUGUCGAGGGGGGGAAACGCGUCAGAGCCAUAGAGAGGAACUGUAAACAAGAUUUUUUUUGGGUGGGUGGGGAGGAAUCAUACUCUAGAAGCUAACCCUCCCCAUCACCUCCAAAAACCCUGUGAACAAUAAAUAUUUUUGCAGUGUGUCUGUGUGUCUGUGUGUGUGAGAGACAGACAGACCAACUGACCCCAGGCAGUGGUGGGCAGAAGCCCAGAGCCUGGGAUGUGUGCAGUGCUAAACAUGGCCUGCCCCACAUUCCCCUCUUCUUGAUCUCCCAAGGGGGGAGAUUCAGAACGGAUACCAGGAAGAUUCCUCACGCAGCACUAAUUAGACUGUGGAACUCCCUCCCACAAGAGCCACCAACUUGGAAAGAGGAUCGGACAAAUUCACGGAGGAGGAGAAGAAGCCCAUCAUGGGCUCCUGGCCUCAACGGUCUGUCUCCCCGAUCAGAGGCAGCAAAUGCCAGUCUCUGGAGAGGGGCGAGCUCAGCUCUCGCACUCGGAUCCCAUUACAGGCACCCAAGAGAACAGGAGGCUGGAAAGUUCCUGCCUCACAGGAAUUGCACUAGACGACCAUCGGGGUCCCUUCCGAAUCUUCCAAUUCUAGAUGGGCCGUUCGCCUGAUCCGGCAAGGAUCACAGAACUGUGGAGGUGGAAGGGACCCGAGGGUCAUCUAUCCCAACCCCCUCCAGGGCAGGGACCGCACCUAAAUGCCCCACUGCCAGGCCGGUCCCUUUUGGAUUUGGGACCUGUGGGUUUCGGUGGGCGGGGGCCACGUCUCCCCCUCCCUCCCCAGGCAGCGAAGCGCCUGGAGUGCUGCCCCCUUCCUUGCCCUUCUGUGUCUGUCUAACCGGCUUGUUUUCAGAGGCCCCUGGCGCUUGGGGACCCCCGGCCAGCGCAGAGACCCCCCCCAGGGUGGUUUUCAUGGAGGUUUAUCUCCCUGCAGCCGCACAAGUCUGUAGCCUCGCGUGUAGACAUGAAGCUGGAGAGACCCAGUGCCGACUCGCAGCUGGAGUUUGUGGUGGCCACCGAGAAGGAGUUUGAGGAGAUCCUGGCCAUGUCGAAGGGCAUCUACGGGGGGCUGGACUACCUCCCCAGCCGCUACCAUGCCUGGAUCCGGGAGCCCAACCGCACCGUCGUGCUGGCCAAGAAGAACGGAGCUGUGGUGAGAGCGGUGGGGGGGGCCGGGCGGGCCAGAUGCAUCCUCUCCCCCCUCCCCGGGCCCCCACGGUGGUCCCUGGGAGGCUGGGGGGAGAGGACCUCUGCCACCUGGGGGGCUGAAAUGGGUGGGGGGGGUCGUCUUGGUGGGUGCUGCUAUGGAGCAACUCGGACUAAGUCGCUGCCUGACAGGAUCCUUGCAUUGCAGCGGGUUGGGCUGGAUGACCACAUGGGGUCCCUUGCAACUCUUAUGGUUCUAGCCUUACUGUUGUUGGGUUCCUGCAUGGGAAAUAGGAACGGCAGUAAGCAGAAGCAAAACCCCUCAGAGCCUGCAAAUGAAAUUUAGCUGCGGCUCCUUGCAGGGAGGGUUGAGCAAGAUGACCUUUGGGGGUCCCUUCCAAUUCUACAGUUCCCACGAUUCAUUGCAGGUUUUUAAGGAGAGGCCAGGUGCUUCAGUUGUGAUUCCUGCGUCUCCAGGGUUGGGCUGGAUGACCUUUAGGGGUCCCUCUCUAUGAUUCUGCAAAGGAAAAAAAGGGAAAAGGUGAUCUAUAACCACAAAACCACCAUGGAGGUGAUUCAAAUGAUAUAGUAUCUCUGGAAGGCUAGGGAUCAAUAGGAAAAGAGCCACUGCGCAACCACAUUUGAAAUAAUAGGAUGUGCCGCUCUGGAUGCCUCACCCCAAAAUGGAUAUCGCAGAGUUGGAGAAAGAAGAGAGCAGCCAAAGCGAUCGAGGAAGAUGAGCGACUCCCCUGUACAGGGAAGGUUGCUGCGUUUGGGACUUUAGAGAGCAGGUGAAAUUAUGCAGAGCGAGGAGAAAGGGGAGCGAAAAAGGCUUUCCUCCCUCUCUCCUAACGCAGGAACUCGUGAUCACGCAGGGGAUCUGGUGCUGGCGAUUCAGGGCAGAGAGAAGGAAGCUGCUUUUCAUACAGGACACAGAUAAACGAUGGCUGCCAACUCGGAUGGCUUUAAAAGAGGACUGGAGAAAUUCAUGCCUAGGCAUCUGGAUCCCAGCUGCUGGAAUCUGCAAGAGGGCAUUCGGAACUUGGGUUCGAAUCCUGAUUGUGGGUUUCCUUUUGGGGCACCUGUUUGGCCCCCGGAUGCUGGACUAGUUGGGCCCCCACUGGCCUGAUCCAGCUUCCUCAGGGGUCUCCUGGCCUCCUUACGCUUGGGGGAGGCAAACUGCAUUUCCACGGCCCCGAUCCAGGCAUCUCUUCCGAGGAAGCGCUUGCUCCCGCGAUCUUCCGUGCCUUUUGCUCCAUAGCAGGGUCCUGAGCAGCCCGAGACCUCCUGGCGCCCCCUCCCACUUCUGUGUCCCUGGUGCCAGCUUCAGGGGGGGCAGAGAAAAGGGGUCCUUUGUGGCCCACCCCCCAGAUCGCACUCUUCUCACACGUUGGGUUUGGGGUGGGGAAAUUGGGGGAGCCUGGAGCUUAUGGGUAAGUCUGUCGCACACGCGUGUGUAACGCCGGCACCGCAACUGGACGUGGCUUUCACACUCCCCCCCUCCUCGUCCGGGGGGGGGGUUUCCAGGAAAGGGGGGGGAAGCGGCUGAGAAAGGGAGCCAAACUCCAUUCAAAAUCUGCCGCCAGCCUAUUCUGCCAAUUUAAGCGGGAGCCUAAAUGCUACAGGAUGGAUGCGAUUGGAGCCCCCUAGCCUUAAUUGCAUUUGGUAAGGGCAAUGUGUGUGGGGGAGCACACCCCCUCCAAAUUAUGGGAUGUUUCCCAAAAUCUGCAAAUCUCAAACACCUACAGGUCAUCCUGCACGAAAUCUUAGUCUGGACUGUUUGGGGGAGAGCUGCAGGCUUAUAGCCUUUCUCUCUGUGGGCCGUUAGAUGGUCCAAUUAUUAUUAUUAUUAUUAUUAUUAUUAUUAUUAUUAGGUCCUGAGGAGGCUGUAUCCCUCCAAAGCAAGGGUUGGGCAUUAAAGCCCUCGCUUGCUGGGGUCACCUGCGGAUGGAAAGAGGUUGGCACGCCUUCCAUCGCCCCUCCCUCAGCCCAAACCCACAGGCCCGCUUAACGGUGACUCCUGGGCUGGGCUAGAUGACCUUGGGGAACGCCUCCCAACUGCAAUUCUUCCAGUUCCGGUGCCUGGGCGUUCCUCACCCUCUUUCUCUCUCUCUCUCUUUCUCUCUCUCCCGUCUACUGAUGAUUUAAUGGGAUUCUGUUUCCAGCUUCAUUCUGGACUUUUCCUUUCUCUCUCUCUCUCUGCCUCCCUAUCUCUUUCUCUCUCUCUUUCUCUCUCUCUCUCUCUAUUAUUUUUUUAAAUAAUUUUUUUUUAAAAGAAAAAAAAGCAAUGGAUAAAAACCGAAUGAUUUUCGCUGGAUUUUAUUCACGUAGGUGUGUGGGGGAUCAGGCCCCCCGUCCAGGAAGGUGGCGGGGCUCCCUCGGAGGAAGCGUGGAGGGGCUGCUGCGGCGCGGAUCCUAAAUCCUUACAGUUCGGCCUCAGGACCCAAGUUUCCAAAAUAAAUGUCUCCCUCUUUCUGUGUCUCUGCUCUUGAGACCCCCGUAGCGUAAAGGGCCCCGUCCAAUGGUACUAGUAUGAUCAGCUUACUCUGUGAUCUUCCCUAUAUAUGAAUAUAUAUCUCUAUAUAUAAACCCCUCUAUAUGCCUGUAUAUUUUUGUUGUUGUUCUCUUUUCAUGUAAUUGCUUAAAAAUGUGUGCCAACGCUUGGCAUUUGAACAGCGGUCUCCCCCCACCCCAGACCUCUCUCUCUGCCUCCCUCCUUGCCCAACCCCCCUCUAGCCCAACCCCACCUGCCCUCCUCCCUCACCUAACUUUGUUUAAUUAACGCCACCAUUUUUUUCCAAUUACAGAUUUUUUCAAGAUUGUAGGUGACUUGGUGCAGCGCACUAAGGGUUAAACUCUCUGCUCUCUCCCCUUCCCCCUCCUCCUCCCCCCCACCGUAUAUCUCCCCCUCCCCAUCCCUCCCAUUUCCUCCCCCCAACCCAACAACCAGAUUGGGCUCCAGUCGGUCUACAUCAUUGACGCCGGGGAGACGGCUCUGGUGGAGGGUCUCCGGGUGGCCCCCUGGGAGCGAGGGAAAGGGGUGGCCGGAGUCCUCCAGCGCUUCUGCUCAGAGAUGGUCAAGGAGAAGCACCCCGAGGUCAAGGUGUCGCGCUUGACCCGGGACGACAAGCUGGGACCCAAAGACUUCAAGAAGUACCGUGUCAUUGCCAAGCAGGUGAGGGAGCCGCGUGGACAGAGGUACGCCGUCCCCGGGACAGAGCACAGGGAGGGAGGGAGGAACUCUGCGCAUGCACAGAGUCACUGGGGAUCAAGCCUGGCUGGCAGGGCAGCUCCCAGGGCUUGGACUGGGUGACCCAAUGCAGUGUUACCUCGGGUUACAGACGCUUAAGGUUACAGAUGCUUCAGGUUACAGACUCUGCUGACCCAGAAAUAGUGCUUCAGGUUAAGAACUUUGCUUCAGGAUGAGAACAGAAAUCGUGCUCCAGCGGCAUGGCGGCAGCAGGAGGCCCCAUUAGCUAAAGUGGUGCUUCAGGUUAAGAACAGUUUCAGGUUAAGUACAGACCUCCGGAACAAAGUACAUUUGUUCCACUGGUACCACUGUACUAAGAGAUCACAGAAUUGUAAAGUUGUGAUUGUAGGGAUGUGAAUAGAUGCUGAGAGCGCGUUAGAGAUUAUCUUUCCUUCCUUGUGAGUUCAGCAGAGAGCAUCCCUUUGCAGCUUAGAGAGGCAAGUUUUAAGCCAGGGGUCAGAAAACCUUUUUGGCAGGGGGCUGGUCCACUGUCCCUCAGACCUUGUGGGGGGCCGGACUAUAUUUUUUUAGGGGGGAUGGAUGAAUUCCUAUGCCCCACAAAUAACCCAGAGAUGCAUUUUAAAUAAAAGGACACCUUCUACUCAUGUAAAAAUGCGCAGAUUCCUGGACCACCCGCAGGCCAGAUUUAGAAGGCGAUUGGGCCCUGAUCCAGCCCCUGGGCCUUAGGUUGCCUACCCAUGUUUUAGGCUUUCGGUUUAAGCGAUCCUGGAUUGCUUUAAGGCGGACUGGUUUUUCUUGGUAUUUGCCCCUUUUCUCCCCUUAAAAUAAUAUUGCACACAAACAAUCUUGUAAAAAGAGCAUUUACAGUCGUACCUUGGUUCUUAAACGCCUUGGUACUCAUCUGUUUUGGCUCCUGAACGCCGCAAACCUGGAAGUGAGUAUUCCAGUUUCCAAACUUUUCUUGGAAGCCAAAUGUACGAUGCGUCUUCCAUGGCUUCCAAUUUAGUGCAAGAAGCUCCUGCAAAAAAAUGGAAGCCAUACCUUGGUUUUCGAACAUUUUCCAGAUGUUCGAAUGGAUUCCGUUCAAGAAGCAAGGUACGACUGUACUCUUGUUGAAGAGUAAAUGAUACAGCAGCUUUGUUCAGGCCGGCUUAAAAUGCUAAUUCAGUUUCCAAGACAUCCUUCAGUCCAGCUUAAAGCGAUGUCUGAGCUCUGGAGCUCAGACAUGCAGAUGUUCUCAAGUUGUUGACUUGUUGGGAAGAGAGAAGAAAGAGGAUAUGCCCAGGCAGGUGGGAGAAGAUACCUGGCUUUGCCCCCCACCCUGUCAGGGCACAGAGGGGGUGUCCCUCACAGAGUCCUCUCUACCAAACCUACAGGAAAACUCUGUGAGCUUCAGCGUCCACCAUGUGCCUAUCUAGCAAACCUGAAUCACUGGUUUGACUGCAUUGCAUUGUGUCCUUUCCUACUGCAUCAAGGUGUGGUGUGCUGGUUUGACAUCAACUAAUAGGAAGUGCCUACAGAGGGUGGUGAAUACAGCACAAUAUAUUAUGGGCUGUCCUGUGAAUCCGCUGGUUGACAUCGCGGAAGAACGUUGCCUCAGGAGAGUGAGGAAAACCCUCAGGGACGAUUCACACCCUGGCCGGCACUUUAAUGAUCUCCUGCCCUCGGGCAGAAGAUACAGAAGCAGGAUUAGCUGCGCCAACAGGGUAAAGAACAGCUUCUAUCCGUGGGCUGUUAGGCUGCUGAAUGAAAAGAGAACAACAGGGCAACUGACUUUUGGGUUUGGUGGGUGGGUGUCAGUAAACGAGGGGAAUUAAGACUAAGAGAGCUGAGUGUGGGGGUGCUUAUGUAAUCUCACUGUAUACAAGUUGUAAAAGUGACAAUCAAGUAUUUCAAUACCACACAGGAAGGGAACCCCAGGAUCAUCUAGUCUAACCCCCUGCAAUGCAGAAAUGUGCAGCUGGCCAAUAUGGGGAUUGAACCCACAGCCUGGGCAUUAUUGGCACCAGGCUCUAACCCACACAGCUAUCCUGCAGUUCUAUGACUCCAGGGGCCCGUCCCAGAGUGGAGCGAGGAGUGGUGCUUUCUGAAGAGGCUGAGGCAGCCUUCUGGGUCUUUGAACCUGUGUCAAAUAGGUUCUGGGGUGCAGCUGCCGGCUGCCCCCCAUCCCAAGUGGGGGACUCUGGGCUUUCAAAUUUCAGUGGUGCCAAAAUUUGGCACAUCUUGCCUUCCAUCGCGAGAGCCCUUUGUUGUGGCAGCCUCUCAGCUUAAGAACCCGGUUUGGGCAAACCAGCCGUGCCCCCUCUUCCCAUGCGUGUUUCAGGACUGAGGUCAGGCCCCAAGUGGGUGGGGUGGGGGGACUGCAAGGAGAGAGCUGUGGGGUGGGGCUGUCUCUGUCUCUGCAGGUAGAGCUGCCUUCAGUUGGCCUAUGGUCCUGGGUUGCUUGUGGUCAGAUCCCGAGAAAGAACUCUCUGAUUCCAUCUCAGGACCUUUCCAGGUGAGGAGACUGCCUUCUCCUCCAUCACAACGUGGUGGAACUUCUUCUCCUUCUCCUGCUCUGAAUUCUCCUCCUCCUCCUCCUCCCCUUCCUCUUCCUUCCUCUCCCCAGGGGAUCCUGCUGGUGCGCUUCGAUGCCCAAGAGCUCCUCUCCCGCCUUGACGCUGUGGUGCUGGCGCUGGCUGAGGGCGGCUUCUGCCCAGAGCCGUCCGAGCUCCUCCUGGAGAGCGAGGUCCCCGAAGUGAUCCUGCAGGAGUCCUUCCAGAGGGAGGUUCUGCCCAACCAGACCAUCAUCCAAGACUGGCAACCCUUCAAGGCCACCGCCAGCAACCUGGGCCUGCUGAUGAAGAAGGACCUCUGCUGGGUGGUCGACCAGAAGGCCCGCCCCACCGUGGCCACCCUCAGCACCCGGCCCUUCCCCAUCCCGCUGGGAGAGGACUGGUUCUACCUCAACAUCGACGCCUUCGGGCGCGACCUGGCGCACGUCAAGAGCCAGCUGCUACACCACCUGCGCCUCCAGGUGCCGGCCGCCCAGCAGGGGAAGGUCAUGUGUCAGCUCUUCCUGGAGCCGGCCCUGUGGUUAGACAUGGCCACCUUCUGCCAAUCGGCCCUGGGCCUCGAGCUGGCCAAGGACUACACCGAACAGUACCUGCUGGAGUCCGACAUCUGA